UAAUACCCCCUUCUCUUCCCAUCAUUUUCAAAAUCUAUAAAAUGCACUUGCAUUUCCAUUCCAUUCACCUCAAUCCACCCAUCAAACCCACACACCUCACCUUGUAACAAAACAUUCCAUCUCUCAAAACAAUCAUUAAAGUAACAACUGUCCACAAGCAAAAACUAGAAGCCGUUUUCCAUUCACUUUUUCUCUCUUAUAAAUCUCAAACCAUCAAACAAAAGUUAAGGCAACAAAAAACUCUACCAUUAUUCAAUUAUUCAAGAGUUUUUAUGAUGGAGAGUUUAACAAUGAGAAAAGAUUUUCACAUGCUUGGGUUGAUAUUGUUAUUGUGUUUGUGGGUUUGUGGUAUUACAGCCUCAGUGACUUAUGAUCACAAAGCCAUUGUAAUUGAUGGACAGAGAAGAAUUUUGAUCUCUGGCUCCAUCCACUAUCCAAGAAGCACACCCGAGAUGUGGCCAGACUUAUUUCAAAAGGCCAAAGAUGGAGGCCUUGAUGUUAUUCAAACCUAUGUAUUUUGGAAUGGACAUGAGCCUUCUCCAGGAAAUUAUUACUUCGAAGAUAGAUUUGACUUGGUAAAGUUUAUCAAGCUAGCACAACAAGCUGGCCUUUAUGUUCACUUGCGUAUUGGUCCCUACGUUUGUGCUGAAUGGAACUUUGGAGGAUUUCCUGUUUGGCUAAAGUAUGUUCCCGGCAUUGCUUUUAGAACAGACAAUGAGCCAUUUAAGGCCGCAAUGCAAAAAUUCACCACUAAGAUUGUGAGCAUGAUGAAAGCAGAAAAUUUGUUUCAAACUCAAGGUGGUCCAAUAAUUAUGUCUCAGAUUGAGAAUGAGUAUGGACCAGUGGAAUGGGAAAUUGGUGCUCCUGGAAAGGCUUACACAAAAUGGGCUGCUCAAAUGGCUGUAGGUCUAGACACUGGUGUACCUUGGGACAUGUGCAAGCAAGAAGAUGCCCCUGAUCCCGUUAUUGACACUUGCAAUGGAUAUUAUUGUGAAAACUUCACUCCCAAUGAGAACAAUAAACCCAAAUUGUGGACAGAAAAUUGGUCUGGCUGGUACACUGAUUUUGGUAGUGCUAUAUCUCAUAGACCAACUGAAGAUUUAGCAUACUCAGUUGCUAGAUUCAUACAAAAUCGUGGCUCCUUUGUUAACUACUAUAUGUACCAUGGAGGAACUAAUUUUGGUAGAACAUCUAGUGGCCUUUUCAUUGCAACAAGCUAUGACUAUGAUGCUCCUCUUGAUGAAUAUGGACUUCCAAAUGAACCAAAAUGGGGACAUUUGAAAGAGUUACAUAAAGCAAUAAAGCAAUGUGAGCCAGCUUUGCUGUCUGUGGAUCCAACAGUCACAAAUCUUGGAAGUAAAAACCUUGAGGCACAUGUGUACUACACAAAUUCUAGUGUAUGUGCUGCAUUCCUUGCAAAUUACGACACAAAAUCCGCGGCAACGGUUACAUUUUGGAAUGGCCAAUAUGACCUUCCACCUUGGUCUGUCAGCAUUCUUCCUGAUUGCAAAACUGAUGUUUUCAACACCGCAAGGGUUGGUGGACAUAGUUUCCACAGAAGGAUGACUCCCACGAGCGUUUCAUUUGAUUGGCAGUCAUAUAAUGAAGAGCCUGCCUACUCCAGCGAAGAUGAUUCCAUCAUAGCAAAUGCACUUUGGGAGCAGAUAAACGUUACUCGCGAUUCUUCAGAUUAUUUGUGGUAUUUGACAGAUGUCAUCAUUAGUCCUAAUGAAGGUUUUAUAAAGAAUGGUCAAUCUCCUACUCUUACCAUAAAUUCAGCAGGUCAUGUCCUACAUGUUUUUGUUAAUGGUCAACUUUCAGGAACUGUGUAUGGAGGAUUAGAUAAUCCUAAAUUAACAUUUAGUGCUAGUGUGAACCUAAAGGUUGGAAAUAACAAGAUUUCUUUACUUAGCGUCGCCGUUGGUCUACCGAAUGUUGGCUUGCACUUUGAAACAUGGAAUGUUGGAGUGUUAGGUCCAGUAACAUUGAAGGGUCUAAAUGAGGGGACAAGAGACUUGUCUUGGCAAAAAUGGUCUUACAAGGUUGGACUAAAAGGUGAAUCCUUGAGCCUUCAUACCAUAACAGGAAGUUCCUCUGUUGAGUGGACACAAGGAUCAUUAUUAGCUAAAAAACAACCUUUGACAUGGUACAAGACAACCUUUAGCGCGCCGAGCGGCAACGAACCGGUGGCUCUUGAUUUGAGUAGCAUGGGAAAGGGUGAAAUAUGGAUAAAUGAUCAAAGCAUUGGUCGUCAUUGGCCGGGAUAUAUAGCACAUGGUAAUUGUGGUGAAUGUGACUAUGCUGGAACUUUUACUAAUCCAAAAUGCAGAACAAAUUGUGGAGAACCUACACAAAAAUGGUAUCAUAUUCCUCGGUCGUGGCUGAGUUCAAGUGGAAAUGUUUUGGUUGUGUUUGAAGAAUGGGGAGGUGACCCUACUGGAAUUUCAUUGGUGAAAAGAACAUGAAAUGUGCUCAUUUGAUUAUAUCAAAUUAAUAUGGUUUAAAUUCUAUUAUAAAUUAAGUGUGUAAAGUGUUUUAUAUUCAACAUUGAUGCUCCAUCUUUUAUGGUAGUUCAAGUUUACACCAAAAGAUUGAAUGCAGAGAUGUUGUAUAAUGUAUACUACUACUACUACUACCAUACAUAGCCAAGCUAUUUUGGUGAAUAUUGUGACAGGAGAUUGAGCACUAUUGCUCCAUUUUGCUAUAAAUAAA
This is a messenger RNA of Trifolium pratense (red clover), 2712 nucleotides long. RefSeq names its product beta-galactosidase-like. Lineage: Eukaryota; Viridiplantae; Streptophyta; Magnoliopsida; Fabales; Fabaceae. Gene Ontology annotation, molecular function: beta-galactosidase activity. The transcript is spliced from 17 exons. Bases 273 to 2465 code for a protein of 730 amino acids. Gene Ontology annotation, biological process: carbohydrate metabolic process. The record is from RefSeq and is a predicted model, not a curated record. Gene Ontology annotation, cellular component: vacuole; cell wall.